Messenger RNA from Meriones unguiculatus (Mongolian gerbil), 3745 nucleotides. RefSeq names its product ADP-ribosyltransferase 5 (gene Art5). Bases 2037 to 3098 code for a protein of 353 amino acids. The record is from RefSeq and is a predicted model, not a curated record. NCBI's taxonomy places the organism in Eukaryota, Metazoa, Chordata, Mammalia, Rodentia, Muridae. Gene Ontology annotation, molecular function: NAD+-protein-arginine ADP-ribosyltransferase activity; NAD+ poly-ADP-ribosyltransferase activity. The transcript has 3 exons.
UUGGUGGAGGCUCCAGGAGCUAGGACGUAAGCAAUUCCCCAAGCCGGGGGCUGUCUCCACACGGAAGCUGCUGUCCCAGCGACGAGAACUUGAACCCCUCCGAGGAGGAGGAGGGCGGACGGGAUCACCGCUCUUCAACUUCCCUCCCCGUCCUUCCCGCUGCGCGGACAGUUUGUUUUCCUUGGGGUAGAAUAAAGGCCGUUGGGUGAAGGAAACUUUAUUUGGCGGACAAUCUGAGCGGGCGAAGGGAUGGUGACGGGCAAACCCUGGACGGGAGAGGAUUCACAUCCCCCACAGGUGGCAUCUCCAAAUCCUGACGUUCGGAGUAUCCCUCCUCCACCUUCCCACAAGCUGGCCCCUUCUCCCGUUACCUCCAACUGGGCAGCUCAAAGUCAGAACUAGGCUAUUUAUAGUCAAGCCCAACUGAGGCGUGAGAGAAAGCUGUGUUUACAAACACGGGGUCACUUAACAGGAGAGGUCCAGAGAGGGACGGUCUGAGGGAGGGGGAACAGCAGUUCCUGAUCAUCUAAGACAGCAAACUUCCUCCUGCCCUCGGCCUGCAGACUGGGGUAGCCACACAGGGUUAAGAGUUGAGAAAGAGUGGGGGGAGGGGGCUUGAUGCUGGUGCACGUGACCCAACGUGUGUCUCAGAUGCAAAUAGUAUGCAAAUAACCCAGAUUUGGCGACUUAACUAGCCUGAAGUACAAGAAGUGACCCUCACGGGGCUUCGUGGCCUGGCGGUCUGGGGCCCUGGCCUGGCUGGGUCCCAGGGCCAGCGGAGAAGAGGCCAGCUCUCACAGCUCCCUCCCCCACCCUUGACUUACCUGUCAUCCAAGAGGAGAGUUCGCCCCUCAACCCCCCAAGGCCUGCCAGUCCAGCUCCCACGCCCCCGUCUGUUGUUGCGGAAGAUAGGUGUCGGGUUACCAGUCCAGGGGCUAUAGUUAGCCGCCGGGACUUUGUUCAGCAGUCCCGGAUCUGCGCAGCGACCGCCGCGCUUCAGCCCACGUCGGUCGCCGAGGACUAGAGGCCCAGGCCGAGAGCGGCCUCCAUCACGCCCAGACUCGCCCUUGAGUUCCAGUCCUUCACCAAGGACCCUCUCUCUUGCGCUGCCGAGAAAGGAGCUGGAGCCCAGCCAAGCCAGCACCACCACCCCAUCCGCUGGGCUCAUCAUCAUCAUCGGGUCCCGCCAUCCGGGGACUCCUUCAAGGAUGCUUCUGGAGGAUCUGCUGGUGGUCCUCAGCUGCCUCAGCCUGCUCGCGCUCAAGGUAACUCUCUCCGGGCGAUCCUUUGCCAACAAGGGUCAGUGUGGGUCAGAUGCUGAGAAGGUGGUGGAGGAGGACCAUCCAGGAAACCCUCGGAGGAGACUUCCCUUCUCCCAGCCCUCCUCUCCGGAACUGUAUUCCAGGUCAAUCUCCUCCCUAAGGACUGUCUCCGACCUUCUUCCUACUUAUCAUCUCACACCAUAAGCGCAUCACAGACCCCUGGGCUGCUGUAGACGCUGGCAGAUCCUGAAAACCAGGCUUCACCACCCGACACCAUCAUACUCGGAUCUGGGUUGGGCUGGGGACAGUAAAACUCCCACCUCAUCUUUGUUUAGGAUAAAACCUUCUAAAGCAGGAGAGGAUUCAGGCCUCUCAGAGCUGAGAGUGGUGUAUACUGAGCUGAGGGCUUCUCCAAGGAUGAGAAAUGGCUGAGGAGGAUGGGUCCAGGGCAGGGCUCCGAUACUGGCUGCACAUUGCCUCAUGCUGAUGAUCAGAGCCAGGGAGGCACAGGAAUCAACUAGAUUCACCUCUCAGAUGGUGAGAUGAGCCCCUUUCGGUUGUGCCACUAUGACCUUUAUGCUCUCCUCACAAUAACCCUGCCAGGUUGGAAGUAUCCUUAAUUCAUAGGUGAAGAAGAUGAAGUCCAGAAAAGCUCUGACCUGAGACUUGCUCAGGAUUUCACAGCUGGCAGGUGGUGCUUAAAUUCAUGUCUGCCGGAUUCCACUGCCUGUGUUAUUUGUGCCUGUUUUGGAUCUUGCCAAUUGCAUACAUCGGAUGUUUGGGCAUAGAGGUGAAAACUGUGAUUCUGAACCGAUCUGCCACCAGCCCCCGUGGCCGGUUACGCUUCUGCCUAUGUGGUGCCUCCCUUCCUUCCGUCCACAGGUCCAAGCUGUUCCUAUCCUGCCCCUGAGCCUGGUCCCAGACACCUUCGAUGACGCCUACGUGGGCUGCUCUGAGGAGAUGGAGGAGAAAGCAGGCCCGCUGCUAAAGGAGGAGAUGGCACGCCAUACCCUGCUUCGGGAGUCGUGGGGGGCAGCUCAUGAGGCCUGGCAGCUCCGGCGGCACCAGCUUACCCUACCUGCUGGCUUCAAAGCCCAGCAUGGAAUAGCUGUUAUGGUGUACACCAACUCAUCCAACACCUUGUACUGGGAGCUGAACCAGGCCGUGCGAACGGGGGGUGGCUCCCGGGACCUCUACAUGAGGCACUUCCCUUUCAAGGCCCUGCAUUUCUACCUGACCCGGGCCCUGCAGCUGCUGCGGGGCCCCGGAGGCUGCCGCACAGAGGCUGCGGAGGUGGUGUUCCGAGGCGUCGGCAGCCUUCACUUUGAACCCAAGCGGCUGGGGGACUUUGUCCGCUUAGGACAGUUUGCCUCCAGCUCUAUGGAUGAAAGCGUGGCCCGAGGGUUCGGAAAUGCCACCUUCUUCAAUCUAAGGACUUGUUUCGGGGCUCUGAUCCAGGCUCUGUCUGUCUUCCCCGAGGAGCGUGAGGUGCUGAUACCCCCACAUGAAGUCUUCCUGGUCACGGGGUUCUCCCAGAGUGGAGCCCAAAGCAUAGUGACUCUCUGGAGUUAUAAUCAGACCUGCAGCCACUUUAACUGCGCCUAUCUGGGUGGGGAGAAGAGGCCUGGCUGUGUGUCCUCAGCAGGUAGGUCAGUCCCUGGCCUGCUCUGUGAGCUUCCCCACUCCCCGGGCCUGCUGCCCUCCUCACCAUCUCUUCUUCCUUCUCCAGCCGCAGGGCACGCAGAGUCAUCCUCCACAGAGGCCUUGGCUCUGCAAUCAGGAGAAAUGCUGCUCUUGGCCCCAGGGGAGUUGCAGCUCUCCAGGGCUGGACCCUGAAAGCCUCUUAGGAAUCUUGGGAACUGAUGACCUUACUAUGAAGAAUGGGCUUUGAACGGCCUCGGGAAGCAAGAGUGUGGUUCUGGUUCCAGUCCUAGGGGCCACCUCUCUAACCCUGGGUUGGCGACCUGAGGCAUGGAUAGGGUUGAGGGGACCCCACUGUGUGGCGGGGACUUCCUAGGGCAUUCAAGGUAAAGACUGGAUGGCUACUCAAUUAAACGGAGUUGUGGUGUAGCGACGACAUGGGCUUUUAUGACUGGUUUAUUGCAUGAGGUCAUUUGUCCUUGGCAGGCUCGAGGUACUGAAAACUAACUGCCCUGAUCAUCCUAAACACUGUAACCUCUAUUGUACAAAGAAUCUCUUGUGUAUUGUAUGGAUGCAACACCUGUCAAUUAAAAAAAAAAAAAGCCUAUAGCCUAUAGCUUAGGCAGGAAAGAGGUGAAACUUCAGACAGGCAGAAGGGAUUCUGGGAUAGAGCCAGGUGCCUGGGAUUCAGAGGUCAAGAUGUGUGGAAGAUGGCUGCAUAGUGCCUGAGCUCAGGUAACCAGCCACGUGGCAGCAUGUGAAUUGAUGUAAUGGGUCACUUUAAGUUAUGAGCUAAUAAAAAAAAAAGAACCAAGCUAUAUGGCCUAGGUGUUCGUAUAAUA